Messenger RNA from Lytechinus pictus (painted urchin), 3639 nucleotides. Its product is annotated as leucine-rich repeat-containing protein 59-like. The coding region runs from base 128 to 1078 and encodes 316 amino acids. Gene Ontology annotation, molecular function: protein binding. The record is from RefSeq and is a predicted model, not a curated record. The transcript has 7 exons. Lineage: Eukaryota; Metazoa; Echinodermata; Echinoidea; Temnopleuroida; Toxopneustidae.
ACAUAAAAUUACACGUUUGCAAAACGAAAACGUCUAACUGGCACAACUCGACUCAAACACUGAAAGUGAAACAGCCGUCACAAGAGUCAUUUUUCAGCUCUCUUUCGUGUUUGACUGGUGUUUCAAAAUGUCAAACAAAAGUAAAAUUACAAAGGAGUCUUUAAAGGACAAGAUUGAGGGAAAUGAACUGGAUCUAAGCCUCUCUGGUCUUACAAAAAUACCCGUGAAAGAGAUUGCUUCUAUUUCAAAGAUAAAAUGUGUUGACUUAUCAUGCAACCAGUUGGUCAGUUUACCAGAUAACCUCAGUGUUCAUCUUUCACACCUAACCAAAUUGGACCUCAGCAAGAACCUCCUGGAGUCCCUCCCCCAAAACUUUGGGCUCAUGGCGGCCCUCCAGCGCCUUGAUCUCCUUGGCAACAAGCUGACCAAUCUACCGGUCAGCUUCGGCGACCUCCGGUCAUUGCGUUGGCUGGACGUCAAAGAGAACCCUCUGGAUCCAAGUCUGGCCAAGAUAGUAGGAGACUGCUUGGAUGAUAAACAGUGUAAAACGUGUGCUCAGAAGGUAGUGGCACACAUGCAGUCUAUCCAAGCACAUAUGGAGGCAGAGAGACAGAAGCAAGAAGCGAAAGAAAGAAUGAGAGAGAGUCACCGAGAAGCUGCAAGAAAGAAGAAAGAAGAGGAGGAAAAGGAAAGAAAGAGGAAAGAAAAACUAGAGGAGAAGGAAAGGAGAAGACAGGCGUAUGAAGCAACGCAAGAAGCAGAAAAGAAAAGGCAGGAGGAAGAGGAGGAGAGAAACGACUCAGAAGAACAUUCCAAAGCAAAUGGUGAUGCAGGAGGUUAUGAGGAGAAGGAGAAAACAGGUGGUUCGUCUUGUCUUCUGAUCUUCAUGUCUCUUCUUGUGUUAGUGGUAGCCGUGGCAGUGGGAUCAUACUACUUCUGUGAAAGCAACCAGUCAUUACCGGCCUGUGUAACUGCACAGCAUUACCGGGAACAAGUGAGCACAGAGGGGCAGCGUUUGUGGGGGGUUACUCGGCUAAGGUUGCAAUCAUUGCGAGAAGAAAUAGAAGAAAUGUUUUAGUUUAUGCACUUUAAAAUAUCUUCUUGUCAACUUUCAUGAUUCAUCUGUACCAGCCACACACAAAUGUUUUUAAUGCUAACAAUUUGCUAUAAACGGAGGCCCCGUUACAUCCUGUAGUUGUCACAGCGAUGCCUAUUGUCACAGCAACGUAUUAUUUACAUCUGGGAUCAACAUUUGACCUCACUAUCCGAAAGAUGUGAUCAGGCCUACUGUUAGUGCUCUGUUAGUGCUAGUGCUAUCUCACUAUGUUUUUACAUUUUCUUUUCAAGUCUUGUACAUUCAUUGAGACCUGUAUACUCGGUUUCCAAGAGAAAAAAAAUUGUACCUGUAUGCCAGCUGAAUUUGUCAAAAGCACGAUUUGUGUUCCUUGAUUUUUCACGACAUAUUUUCAGCUUCAGUGCAUGAAUGUGUGGUUAUUCCUGCUUUUCAAAGUCAAUGAUUGAAUUCAACAUAUUUUUUGCAACUUACGAUUGAUAGAAAGGGUCACUCUCCAACUUAAUCAGAAUUGAUAGCUCCAAAAACCAAGUAGGAUAUUGUUUUGACUCCACAAUUUUUGUAAUAAGUAAACAAAUGUGAUGAUAAGUUAUUUACGUGUAGAGAAAAUAAUGUGAUGAUAUCUUUAAAUUCAUAUGGCAAAGAAAUUGCAAUAUUUCGGGAAUAUUCAUUUUCCAAUCUUUGAAAUUUCAUCAGUCAUCUGGCAAGUGGCAUGCCGAUGUCUGUUGUGAUUUUUCUGGUACGCAAUUUCAAAAUACCUGUUGCUAUUUGAUAAGUCUGUUUCUCCAACUUACAUCUCAUUAAUAAGAGUACUAUUGCAUUGUUUUCUUUUUAUUUUGUGAGAGCUCUUUAAAUUCACAUUCAGUAUGUAUUGUCCAUUUAAUUGCAAUAUUUGGAGCCAGUAUAUAUUCAUUGCAUCAUUUGUAUUUAAAGUGAACUAUUAUAGCAACAUGUGUCACAAGCUCUUUAUAUUGAAGAAGUAUUGUAAUCUUAAAUUAGUUUUUAUGGGAGAAUGAAAGCCUUGGAACAAGUUAGCUUGCAUGAAAAUAUGUAAAUCAAAGAAUAAGAUCAAUGAAAGUUUGAGAAAGUUUGGACAAGCAAUAAGAAAGGAAUGAGCAGUUUAAUGUCAAGAUCACUACACGCUAUGAAAUGCCAUGGCAAUGUGACCAAGAUUUGUGAGGUCCUGUACCAGAGAGAGUAGAUCCAUUUGUUGAUUUUUGGAAACAAACACACUAAACAAAUACAGAUUCUACAAAAAUGAGGUACAAACAAAUCCAGAAAUACUGGAUGUUACAGAUCUUGAGAGGAUAACGGCACAAAGUAAGACUGGAACGACCUUCCCUUAACCACUACGUCAAUGCAAUCCCUUGACAAAUUUAAGGCUGCUCUAAACUAAUCAAUGUCGCAUCUGCACCCGACCACAGCGUCAUGGAACUUUUGUUCUGUUGCUGUGUACCUGUGAUGAUGAUGAUGAAGGCAUUGCCGAAGGAGUGACAAGUUUGCAUUGGGUUUAAUUUCUUCACACUGGGGUCAAUUCUUGGCCCUAAUUGCAACACACCAUAACAUUGACAUUUUGACAGCAGAUGUGUCCAAAAUAUUGCACAGGCAUUCUGCAACAUCAAAAGAGAAGCGAUUAGAUCGAAUUCUUAUCAAUUUUGUUCUGAAAUCAUUUAUUUAAGGCCCUACAUUGGGUAAUUACUGUAUGGUACACUCUGAAACCAGAGUCUGGGUCAAAUUACCGAUCCUUUCACAAAGCUUUAGAUUGGCUUUAAGUUAAAUUGACAACAUGUUGAAACACAAUAUAAUUUCUUUGUAAAAAAUCAAAUUGACAUUUUCCAGGGGGUAAAAUUUUUCUGUAAUCGUUCAGUUUUACAGAUAUUAUUUAUAUCCAUAUCCAUUUUUUUUUCAAAGCAUGAAAAUUAAUAGAAAAUUAAUUAUUGUUGCCAAUUUGUGGGUUGAAAACAGAUAAAUCUAUACCUUAUAAAGCUGUGUACCUCUAUAGCAUAAAUGUUUCAGCUGGAUGAGAGAGAAUGUCUUUCCCUGCACUUCAUAGGAAGUGAAAAAAAAAGAAUUCUGUGUCCAUCCAAUAAGUAGCAGAAUAUUUUGCUAGACCAGAGUAUAUGCUAUGGCUUAUAAUACAAGUAAGUUAGGAUAUGUAAUAAAUCAAGAUGUGUGACUUUGUGUUAAUGAUAAAUUUGAUGAAAGUGAUUGCAUUCCAUACAGUAUGAACUGCAGGUCACUUAUUGUGACAUUAUCAAUAUGUGCAGUGGGAACUGGACAUAUGGAGCCAUGGUGUAAUUUCCUUCAGCAAGAAAUUUAUCCACAUCGUGCUGCACUCAACCCAGGUGAGGUGAAUUGGUAUCUAACGGGAUUGAUUCCUUGAAAGUCCAGCACUGGGAAUGGCAGCUCGAGCUGAAGCUGGGGUGAUAAUAAAGUUUGCCUCAAAAUAGAUUAUUUCUAGAACGAUGGUGGAAUGUAAAACCCAAGUAUUGUAAUUACUAUGGUGUAUUUAAAGUUUGGCCACCCUUGUAAUUGGACAAUAAAUUCACAUGGAACAGUGUUACAAA